AUGGCUCGUACCAAGCAAACCGCCCGCAAAUCGACCGGAGGAAAGGCUCAAGAAAGCAGUUGGCCACCAAGGCUGCCCGCAAAUCGGCCCCAGCUGCCGGAGGAGUCAAGAAGCCACAUCGUUACCGCCCAGGAACCGUCGCUCUUCGUGAGAUCAGACGUUACCAGAAGUCCACUGAGCUCCUUAUCCGCAAGCUGCCAUUCCAGCGUCUUGUUCGUGAGAUCGCCCAGGAUUUCAAGACUGACCUUCGCUUCCAAUCUUCCGCUGUCAUGGCUCUUCAAGAGUCCGCUGAGGCUUACCUCGUCGGACUUUUCGAGGACACCAACUUGUGCGCCAUCCACGCCAAGCGAGUCACCAUCAUGCCAAAGGACAUCCAAUUGGCCAGACGUAUCCGAGGAGAGCGUGCUUAAAUUCUUACUAAUAAGAUUUUAA
Caenorhabditis briggsae is the source of this 432-nucleotide messenger RNA. The transcript has a single exon. NCBI's taxonomy places the organism in Eukaryota, Metazoa, Nematoda, Chromadorea, Rhabditida, Rhabditidae. The record is from RefSeq and is a predicted model, not a curated record. Bases 1 to 432 code for a protein of 143 amino acids.